Messenger RNA from Benincasa hispida (wax gourd), 3127 nucleotides. It is a transcript of the gene PMS1, whose product is annotated as DNA mismatch repair protein. Gene Ontology annotation, molecular function: ATP-dependent DNA damage sensor activity; ATP hydrolysis activity; mismatched DNA binding. The record is from RefSeq and is a predicted model, not a curated record. Gene Ontology annotation, biological process: mismatch repair. Lineage: Eukaryota; Viridiplantae; Streptophyta; Magnoliopsida; Cucurbitales; Cucurbitaceae. Gene Ontology annotation, cellular component: MutLalpha complex.
UCACCGUGGACAGUUGAGGAGUUGACAUUCGUUCCCUCGCAGUUUUUUUUUUUUUUUUUGGCGCCAAAAUCUGCCAUCAUUCAUUGAGUUAGGGUUUUUACACUAUUGAUGCGAGGAUUAUUUUUGGGAUUACAAUGGACACAGGAAUUGCUCUCGAUUCCCCUACCAUUAAGCCCAUUAACAAAGGUAUUGUCCACCGAAUUUGCGCAGGCCAAGUGAUUCUUGACCUUUCUUCCGCCGUCAAGGAGUUAGUCGAGAACAGCUUGGACGCCGGAGCCACCAGCAUCGAGAUUGCCUUGAAAGAUUACGGAGAAGAGUGGUUUCAGGUCAUUGAUAAUGGGUCCGGCAUUUCUCCCACCAAUUUCAGGGUUCUUGCUCUUAAGCAUCAUACGUCAAAAUUGUCCGAUUUUCCUGAUCUUCAGUCUUUAACCACCUAUGGUUUCAGAGGAGAGGCACUAAGUUCUCUUUGUUCUCUUGGGACUUUGACCGUUGAAACUAGGACAAAUAAUGAGUCUGUUGCAACGCACUUAACUUUUGAUCAUUCAGGACUACUAGUUGCUGAGAAGAAAACUGCACGCCAAGUUGGAACCACUAUCAUGGUUAAGAAGUUAUUCUCCAAUCUACCUGUGCGUAGUAAAGAGUUCAGUCGUAACAUUCGAAAGGAAUAUGGCAAGCUCAUUUCAUUAUUGAAUGCUUAUGCUGUCAUAGCAAGAGGAGUUAGAUUUGUUUGCACUAAUUCUGCAGGGAAAAAUGCAAAGUCUGUGGUAUUCAAAACUCAAGGAAGUGGUUCCAUUAAGGACAACAUCAUAACAGUAUUUGGUAUGAAUACCUUCAACUGCUUGGAGUCUGUAUCUAUAUUAUUAUCGGAUGAUUGCAAAAUUGAAGGAUUUGUAUCGAAGAGUGGACAGGGAAGUGGGAGGAAUUUGGGAGAUCGGCAAUUCUUUUUUGUAAAUAAUCGACCUGUGGAUAUGCCUAAAGUGAGCAAGCUUGUAAAUGAGUUAUAUAAAAGUGCAAACUCCCGGCAAUAUCCAAUUGCAAUCAUGAAUUUCACUCUUCCAAGUAAAGCUUAUGAUGUCAACGUAACUCCUGAUAAGAGAAAAAUAUUUUUCUCUGACGAAACUCACAUUUUGCAAACAUUGAGGGAGGAAUUACUGAAGAUCUAUUCACCAACUAAUGCCUGUUAUUCUGUGAAUAAAGUUGAAGAACCUACCAAACAAGUAGAUAGCCUUGAGCUGUGUUCUGAUAAUGGGAAAUUGAGCAUGUUAUUGGAACAUUUCUCACCUGAUGGAGGUGAUCUCAGAGUUGCUUCUUCUCAUCAGCCUUUGGCUGAUGAUGAUGAUUCUUUCAAGGAAAUAAAAAAUGCGGAACAAUCCUCUCAUACUACUGAGGUAUUAAAUAGUGAUGGUGAGGAAAAUAUAACCAGAAAGGACUUCACUCUUAGAAUGCAUGGCAUGAAGAACGCUGAUGCUCUUAUAAAGGAUCGUGAUCAGCAUAAGAAAACUUAUCUCAGUAGCAAGAAAGGUGUACAAGUUACUCCUUCCUCUCCAAGUGUGACUGUUGGAGGAACCGAUACAAGCCGUGUUCAAUCUUCACUUGACAAGUUUGUAACUAUAAAUAAGAGAAAGUAUGAAAAUUUAUCUGCACCGCUGACUGAAGUGCCCAUCUUAAGGAACCAAUUUCUUAAUAAUCAAUGGAAGAAAAGCUGUGCUGAUAAACCUUCCAAGGAUGUAGAAUGCACACAUGGAAACUGCCAGGCAUUUGAUGAUUUUUCAGUAGGGAAUGAUGAAGAUAGCUCGAUACAAAUUAAAACAGAUAGAGUCUCAAGUAAACUCAGUCUUCCACUAUCCUCUGCGGACCAUAGUGAUGAUGGAGAAGCAACAGAGAAAUGUACAGGGGAAGCCAUAGCCAAGGUGCAUCCUUCUGUGAUAGAAUCUAGUGCUACACCCACCAAGGAUCUUGAGAUUAUGUCUGAGGAUCUUCCACUGUCUGGCUGUUCAGUACUUCCUUCUGGUUUUAUGAAAGAGAGCUCCAGUCCUCUGUUGAAGUUAUGUUCAACGUUUCAUUUUGAUUUUCAUGAGCUGAAGAAAAGGAGGUCGCAGAGGCGAUUGAGAUACAAAUUGAAUGGCUAUACAUGUGAACGAAAGAAGUUGAAAUGCCACUAUGCUGCUGCUACCCUGAAGCUUUCCCAACCUGAUAAUGAAGACAGGAAAGCAAGAGCUUUAGAAGCAGCUGCUAGGGAGCUGGACAGGCUCUUCAGAAAGAAAGAUUUUAGUAGAAUGAAGGUGAUUGGACAAUUCAACCUCGGAUUUAUCAUUGGGAAGUUAGAUCAAGAUCUAUUCAUUGUUGACCAGCAUGCUGCUGAUGAGAAGUACAAUUUUGAGCGACUGUCACAAUCGACAAUUUUGAACCAACAGCCUUUACUACGGCCGUUGAGGUUGGAAUUAUCUGCUGAAGAAGAAGUUGUCGUUUCAAUUCACAUGGACGUAUUCAGGAAAAAUGGAUUUACUAUAGAGGAAGAUCCACGUGCUCUAUCCAGCAAUCGAUUCAGAUUAAAAGCUGUCCCUUUUAGUAAAAAUAUAACAUUCGGAGUUGAAGAUGUUAAGGACCUGAUUUCUACACUUGCUGAUAGCGAAGGUGAAUGUUCUAUAAUCGGCUCUUAUCGGAUGGACACUGCUGAUUCAGUCUGCCCUUCCCGAGUUCGAGCAAUGUUAGCAUCUCGGGCAUGUAGAUCUUCUGUUAUGAUUGGGGAUCCUCUAGGGAGAAAUGAAAUGCAGAAGAUACUGGAGCAUUUGGCAGAACUGAAAUCUCCUUGGAACUGUCCUCAUGGAAGGCCAACCAUGAGACAUUUGGUGGAUCUUACGACAAUUAAAAGGUCUGAAGAAAGUGACGCUGAUUGUUGAAUGUUUCUUCUUUUUCAUUCUUCUUCUUCUCCUCUCUUUGGUUUAGAAUGUGGAAUCCAAAUUACGGGGUAGCUUUAAUUUAUCAGGUUAACCUGAAAUCCAUGUGAGAUUUAGUCCUCUGCUUGUGAAAUUUGUAAAUAAUUAGGAGAUAUAAUUAAGCCAUCCUUGUGUAAAAUUUAAACAGGUGUAUUAAUGAGAAGGUGCAUGCGGACCCUUCUAUUCUGGCA